AUGCUCUGGCCUUUGUCGUCACUUGGACUUGAAGCGAUGCUUGAAGUACAAAGGCAUUUAGCAGGCCUUGUACGUAGAAUGGAUGAAAUUAGGAGGCUGAAUAAUGAUAAUGGAGAGGUGCGUGGGACUGGCUUCACAUAUAAUAAUCUUAUGUUUAUAGUAGUACUUGUUUAUCAAGAGGUUCACGAUUCGGUAAACCGGUAA
Plasmopara halstedii is the source of this 204-nucleotide messenger RNA. RefSeq lists its product as uncharacterized. The record is from RefSeq and is a predicted model, not a curated record. The transcript has 2 exons. Lineage: Eukaryota; Oomycota; Peronosporomycetes; Peronosporales; Peronosporaceae. Bases 1 to 204 code for a protein of 67 amino acids.